Messenger RNA from Nannochloropsis gaditana CCMP526, 1555 nucleotides. It is a transcript of the gene POR, whose product is annotated as light-dependent NADPH:protochlorophyllide oxidoreductase. The record is from RefSeq and is a predicted model, not a curated record. The transcript has 2 exons. Bases 31 to 1344 code for a protein of 437 amino acids. Gene Ontology annotation, molecular function: protochlorophyllide reductase activity.
AACUAGGUGUGAAAGCAAAGACUUCAGAGAAUGGCUCCAUUGAAGAAGUAUAUGCAGCCUGCAAUGGUGCUUGCUGCAGCCACGGCCGGCAUGACGUCGGCCUUCCUGCUCCCCGCCAUGCGCCCUGUCCCUGCCCCCACGACCGUCACCUGCGCAGCAAGGACGUCGCCGCUCUUCUCCCGCUCUUCCAUGCCCUCUGUCACGCCUGCCAGGCCCACCAAAGGCACGAUUCUGUCGGCCACCAAUUUUUUCGAAUCAUUUUUCGCGCCCAAAUCCGCCUCUGGGGCCGGUGCCCGUGGGGGAAAGAAAACCAUCGUCCUCACGGGCACUUCUUCGGGCCUGGGCAAGGCGACGCUCAAAGCGCUCUGUGCCCGCGGUGACAAUUUCGUGAUUUGCGGCGUCAGGGACAUGGAGAAAAUGCAGGCCGUGGCGGAGGAACUGGGCUUGGACCCGUCUUCCUACACGAUCCGUCCCUUGGACCUCUCAUCCUUCGCCUCGGUGAGGCGCUUCGCCAAGGAAGUGAAGGCGGUGAAGGGCGGUAAGCCCUUGGAUGCCCUGGUCUGUAACGCGGCCGUGUACCUGCCUGCCCGUGACUACCCGACGUUCACCCCGGAUGGGAUCGAAGAGUCCCUCCAAAUCAAUCACCUCUCCCACUUCCUCCUGGUUUCGCUCCUGCUCGACGACUUGAAGAAGGCCAAGGACCCCCGCUGUGUGAUCGUGGGCUCCAUCACCGGGAACGACAACACCAUCGCCGGGGCCUUUGUCUGGCCGCGAGCCUCCUUAGGGGACUUGAAAGGGAUGCAGGAGGGGGCGAAGGAGCCUGUCUCGAUGAUCGACGGCAAGAAUUUCAACGGGGCGAAAGCCUACAAGGACAGCAAGAUGUGCAACAUGAUGACCGUGAACGAGCUUCACAAGCGGUACCAUGACGCCACGGGCAUCACCUUCUCCUCCAUGUACCCCGGGUGCAUCGCCGAAACGGCCUUGUUUCGGGAAAAGCGACAGUGGUUCCGGACGCUCUUCCCCCUCUUCAUGAAGUACGUCACGGGGGGCUACGUGUCCGAAAACGAAGCCGGCGAGCGUCUGGCCCAAACCGUGUGGGACCCGGCGUUGAAGACGAGCGGGCAGUACUGGUGCUGGAACGGUCAGGCCCAACAGUUUGGCUACUACGACCCUGCCACCAAACAAGUUCGAGGCGCGGGCGGGAGCGGCGGAACCGUGUUCCCUGGGAAGUUGGCGGGGCAAGUGAUGGAUCAGGCCAAGGCAGAGAAAAUGUGGGAGUUGAGCUCGGAGAUUACGGGGGCGACGUGGCCGAGCGUAGGGGUCCGGGAAUUGGCGAACGUGUGAGGGAAUGGAAGGAAUAUUGGGGAAGGGAAAGCGAUGGAAGGGAUGGAAGGGAUGGAAGGAAGGGUGUGGAUAGAUCGGACGUAGGGAGAAGAGGAAGGCCGCGUGGGAAAGGCGGGUGGAGGGAGAGGCAUGGGGAGGAAGGACGGAGGAAAUGAGGAGGUCGGCAUUCGGACGAGAAGUAAGCGGUGGGGGGAGUGGGGAGAAUGCGGGG